Messenger RNA from Sclerotinia sclerotiorum 1980 UF-70, 177 nucleotides. RefSeq lists its product with no specific name. NCBI's taxonomy places the organism in Eukaryota, Fungi, Ascomycota, Leotiomycetes, Helotiales, Sclerotiniaceae. The record is from RefSeq and is a predicted model, not a curated record. The transcript is spliced from 2 exons. Bases 1 to 177 code for a protein of 58 amino acids.
AUGGCUAAUAUCCGCAAGGCUGACUUUAUAUAUCAGCUUAUUGUUGCUACUGUACUUUUCGCCCCCAAAGGAAGUUCUUUCGUGGGUAUGAUGGUGGUUUCUAUUGUAAGGGUGCAAUGCAGUGAGGAUGCAGUGAGAAUAGAAUGGAGAUGUUAUAUUAUCUCCGUACGUAGUUAA